Ctenopharyngodon idella (grass carp) is the source of this 6994-nucleotide messenger RNA. RefSeq lists its product as uncharacterized. NCBI's taxonomy places the organism in Eukaryota, Metazoa, Chordata, Actinopteri, Cypriniformes, Xenocyprididae. The record is from RefSeq and is a predicted model, not a curated record. The transcript has 14 exons. Bases 5859 to 6662 code for a protein of 267 amino acids. Gene Ontology annotation, biological process: cellular response to lipopolysaccharide; regulation of transcription by RNA polymerase II.
UCAGGUUAGUAACAGACUAAAAUUCAGUGGAGCACUGGGGCAUGCCAACUAAAGUUUUAGAGAUCAGACUAAAAAAAUUGGCAUUAUUCAUGUGUACUUAGACUGUAGAGGCUAAUAAUGGAAUUUCUAUUUAGAACAACAGAGUGUUGUAAGACCAGUCUACAUAGAAUGAACCUCAACCUUUGAUUACUGUAAUAAUUUUCUUGCUAAGUGUACAAACCAUGGCGUGAUUAUAUAAAAUUACCAUCUGAGGAAGUUAAGUCGGUCAGCUUAUUUCUAUGGUAAUGGUCAUGACCUCUGGUUAGAUAUAGUCUUACUUUAAUGAAGUGUGUAAAGAUCUAAGGGACUAAAUAGCAUACCUUUAGAAAUAAGCAAGCAUGGUGGCAUCUAAAGGUAUUAGUCAAUUGCCUCUAUCUAAUGACCAAGACUGAAGAGUUUGUGAAGUUUUAUAGGAAUCCGAAUGAACAAGUGUAAUUUGAAUAAAAAUUUAAAUAGAAUAAUUAAAUGUGUAGUUAAACUAUUAUACCAGUGGUCAAUAAUCAGUUGGCAUUCUAACCUAAAUUCAAGGUCAUGAUGAAAUGGAGUCAGAUAAAAGCAAAUUGGAAUAAAACUACUUUGCCAUGCUGAAAAGAACGCUCAUGUAAUCUUGACCCGCUUUAUUGGAAACCAUCGUUGGGCCAAUUGGGCGGGCCUUACAACGUGAAACAGAGCUCAUUUCAGUAUUUAUGUGCUGUCUGAAAAAAUCCAAGCCUGGAUUUUUUCACCAGUCUCCCUUCAUCCAGUGGCAAUACUAUUAUCUUCACCAUUGUGGACCAUUUCUCCAAGGCAGUUCUCUUCAUUUUCCUUCUCAAACUCCUUUCUGCUGAGGACAAAGCCCGAGUGGUCCUGGACCAUCUCGUUUAGAUUCAGUAUCUUUCUGCUUUUGGGUCCUCAAUAUAGAUCUAUGACACUCACAUGUUGUUUAGACCAUGUAAAUAUCUACUUUCUAUAUCGUUAUUAUUAUUCAUGAAAGUUAUUAAGCAACCAAAUUGACCCAUAUAUCCAAAAACCCAAUUGAAAUUAUAAUUAAAUAAAAGGACAUUAUUUUCACACGGAUAACACUACGUUUUGCUAAGCUUCAAAUGGUUUUGGGAAUUUCUUUUUUUUUAUUUCUUUUUUUUAUUUAUUUAUUUAUUUUUAUUUUUUUGCAUUUAUCAUCAAACCAUAGUGCCUUUUGCUUUUUCUGAAUGAGUUUGAUUUUUUUUUUUUUUUUGUAUGCUGAUGUAGCACCAGGUCACAGUUAAUCAUUCUUGUCCUUCCGAUAUGUUCUAUUUCAGAGUGAAGGAGCACAUUUUGCCCUUGGUCCUGAUAGCACAUUGGGUCAAUAAAGCCAUUGCUAAAGCACUCUCUUCAGCCAUAGCUGACUAGAGUUAAUGUUCUAACUAAUGCUAGACUCAGCAAUACACUGACUGGCAAGUCGUCAUAAUGAAUGGAGUAAGCAUAACUAUUGGAAGGGUAAUGUGGCCAUUGUGGUAAUCCAUCUCCGGUAUCCCACCUGCAAUGUUCAGAAUGAAACACUAGCAUAUUCUUACUGUUCGUACUAUGCCUACAAUUUGUAAAAAUAAAACAUAAAUUUAAUGAACAAUGUAGUCGCACCACUCAAAUUGUAAGCAUGAUGUCAGUGUGGAUGGGGUGUUCAAGCUGUAAAAAGCCCACACUGAUUUACACUCAUCAUUAGAUUUCAGUUGAUUUUUGUUAUUUUGUAUCAGUUUUAAGUAACUAUAAAUUCACUACAAAAUUUUACUCUGGUAAUCACAGAUUCCACCAAAUACCAUACUACAUUUCCGGUUUGUACAAUGAAACUCUAAAUUGUCACAGGGAACAUUAUCCACCAUUGAACUUGGUAUUUGGUACUGUCAUCUGUUGUAACUGGAAUAUUGGUGGAAAGUAUGGUUACCCUGGUACAUUUGUAAACAGUAAACUACAAGUAAACAGACAUUCUGGGAGUGGAAAACAACCACCCAAUGUCCUUUCACUCAUGUCUUAACAGAGAAACAUUGUGGUUUGGUUUUUAACAGUACUGCUUUUAGCUGUCUUUCAGAAAGCCCACAGAGAACAGAUGAUGCUGAAGCGGAAAUUCCCUGCUACCUACCAGUAAAUCACUUCCUUAUUUUGUAUCUCAAUCUGGUAACCCGUACAAAGACAUAAAAUCACCCUUUCAAAUAAUAAAUCACACAAUAGUGCUAGAUAUUUGGCUAAAUUAAUUAUUUCCAUUAUAUUGUUAUUAGUUUGUAAAGAUCAUACAGCUUGGACAUGGGAGUGUUUAUUUUUGUGACACACUAAGCAAACUUCCUGCUCUGUGAUGUCUUGCAUGUCAGUGAAGGGGUUUAAAUUUGAACUUCCCCUCCAGUGGAUAACAUUACGCUACCACACUGCGUUUAGACUGUACACGUUAUAUCACGACAAGAGGAUUAGAACUACAACUAUUAAUCAGUUGAAUUCAGAUUUUAAAGGGUCAUGGAAGGAAGUUCACAGUCUUCACUGUCAGAAGAGGACACUUCAAGCAAAGAACGCACUUUACCUGAGGAGGAGAAUGAUCUUCAGUCUGAGCAGGUGGAGGAUGCGGCACAGGAGGAGUCCCUUCUCUCUGGGGAGGAGCAGUUAACCCUCAUCACAGAAAGCAUGUCAAUCACCUCCUCUGAUGAAGAGAAGCUUCAGCUCCUCAACAAAAACACUGAACUGCGUAGACUCAACAAAGAGCUGAUGAAACUAAACGAGGAGUGGGAUCACAUCUACCACAGCACAAGUGUGGGCCUCCAGCAGCGUGUGGCAGCUCUCGAGGAGGAAAGCACGUCCCUCAAACAACUCAACAGCAGACUGCUGCUCAAAGUAGAACAUGAACAAAAUAAACGGGAAUAUUACGAGCAAACACUGAUGCAGGAACUGAAGAAAAAUCAACAUCUCCAGGAGUAUAUCAGACUGCUGGAGAGCCGACUGCAUCAAACAGAUCUUCAUCAGUGGACUAUAGGGAAACAGACUCCAGAUAUCAGUGGCACAUCGGACUCUCAUCUACUUCAGCGGCCCUCUAAACCAUCCCUGGAAGUACGGUCUACUGUGCCACCAGGCACAAAGUCAAGCCUCAGACUGGCUGCUAUGGGAUUAGAGAUCCAGUCUGACCCGAUGAGAGAGGUUCAGGAUCUUAAAGAACAGCUGGAGGCGCUGCGAUGUCAGACUAAAAUCUAUGAGGCUGAUUAUAAAACAGAACAGAAGGACCACGAGCGCAUGCUGCAGGAGAAUAAGAGGCUGCGGCGCAGAGAGGGAGAGAUGCGUCAGCAGAUGGCGCUACUGCAGGAGCAGCUAAAGGUGUAUGAGGAUGAUUUUCACAAGGAACGCUCAGACAAACAGAUUCUCCAGAGACUGCUGAUGAAAAAAUCUCCAGUUGAGAAAGAUCCGGUUCUGGUGCAUCGCUGCAACAACGAGCAGGACCGGCCCAGAACAGACAGGAGGAAGCACCGAGAAGAGCAGCGGGGUGGAUACGUUUGUCCCAAACACUGCGAACAUCAUGGCCAGCUGGAAUUCCCCUGAACGCUGACACGCAUUUAUUCAUCACAUUAAAGAAAAGGAAACAAGCUUUUUUAUAUCUUUUUAAUGGCUAUAUUUAUUUGAAGUUUUUAUUGUAUUCUUUUAUAUUCUUGAAAGGGUUGUGUUUGUGCAAUGGCUGUAUGGAAACUGCACCUUUUUUCAGUCUCAAUAUGAAACAAUCUGAACAAAUACAAUGACUGAAAACAUGAAGCUCAAACAAUCCAUGUCAGACAGUAAACAUUGUAAUCUUUAUGAGCCUAUCUGUUUUGUUAAUAUGUUAAUAUGUCAGCCAAUAAACCAUUUCCUAAUACAUUACUGACAGGAAGAAAAAAAAAAAAAAACACUUUUUUAUGUUCGUGCACUUUUGCUAUAAGGAAACCAGAGGCCAUUGGAAUUUUCCAGGAUAUUGGCUCAGUUGUAUCAAACAACUCUAUUUUGAUGGCACUUUUCCAAACAAAUGCAGUUCAAUGUGUUUUUCAGGCAAGAAUGAGCAAGUGACACUAGGAUUAAAAAUAACAAAUAAAAUCCAAAAAUGUAUUAUAACAAUAUCAUUUAAAAGUUAAAAGUAUAUAAGCGAAAAAACAGGAUAUGAAUGAUUAAUUUAAAUUAAAAGUAAUGUCGAUCUCUGCACUUGCACCUGUUAUAUAGGUCAGACAUUGUUUUUGUUUGAUUUGUUUUUUUAGAUUAUAACAUUAGAAUUGUCCCUCAUAAUUACUUUGAAAUGUUCAACUAUAUUGUUUCAAUAAAAUAUACAUCAACAAUUUAGAAGUUUGUACCACCCAAAUUCUUAACCUCUAUAUCAAUGCCAAUUUUACUCUUAAGUUCUACAACACACACACACACACUUGUUUAUAUUACUUUGUGGGGUCCAAAUGACCCCAUUAAGAUAGUAAGAUGAGGAAUUUCCAACAUUGUGGGGUUCCCACAAAGACAACAUCUUAAAAAUCAUAUAUAAGAAUGUUUGACAAAAUCUUAAAAGUCACUAUAGUAUGGCCCUUCCCUACACUAUACCUAAAUCUACCUGUCACAGGAACCUAACCCUAAACUUACCUGUCACAAGAAUCUGACCCCGUCACAGAUGGUAAAUUGAGUCAACAUUUAGUCUCAUAUAAAAGAUUUUGUCCUUGUGGGGUAUAUAUACUGUAUAUAUUUUAUUUGUACAUAAUUUUAAUAAUUUUAAGAGGAAAAAAAAAUAAUGCUAUAAAUGUCAACACGUAAAGAAGAACAAAUUUUUUAAUAGAAAUAUUUAGAUGUAGAAAUAAUGGUCACACUUUAGUUUAGGGUCCAAUUCUCACUAUUAAAUAAUUAUUAACUACGACUGUUGUCUCAACAAACCCCUAAUUACUGCUUAGUUAGUAAAGUCGUUGUUAAGUUUAGAUAUUGGGUAGGAUUAAGGAAUGUAGAAUAAGGACAUUCUGAAUAAGGCAUUAAUAUGUGCUUUAUAAGUACUAAUAAACAGUUAAUAUCCUAGGAAUAUGCAUGCUAAUAAGGAAGUUAAUAGUGAGAAUUGGACCCUAAACUAAAGUGUUACCUAAAUAUAUAUAUUUUUUUAAUAUUUUAAGUCAUUAUUUUGUUCACUUUUAGGCAAAGUCAGAGGGUGUAGGGAUGAUUUAAAUAGAUUUUAAAAAAAAAAACUAUAUAAAUAGUAUCAUAUAUAGUACAAUAUAAAGUAAAUAACUAUGGGUAUAGGAUGAAUAGUCUCUCAAUUGAUCAUAUUUGAAUGACUUCACUUUACAGAAAUGUGGUCACCAAUAGGUGACAAUAUAGGUCACAUUCAGCACGUUCUGAGGAUGACAGGUUUCUAUUGUGUUUUCAUGAGUAAUAACUCAAGUUACACACAAAGAAUUAUUUUACUCACAAAAGGAAAUGCUCUUGUAUGACUUCCUUAAAAUUUUCAGCAUCAUUAAUUGAGAAUAUUGCGACAUAUUUUGGCAUCCAAUGUUUACACACCCUAGCAUAUUUAUAAAGGUGGUUAAAAAUAUAAUCUCUUUUUCCUGGAAUCUAAAAUAGGUAUGUAUGCCAUGAUGUUGUACUGGAGGAGGAGCCUAAUUCUCAGAUGAAUAUAAAGAUACACAGUUUAAUGAGUUUGAAAGAGCAUUACACCUCAGGAAGCAACAGCCUGAACAGAAGGAGGAGUUUGGACUAAGACCAAGCAAAAAGAAACUAACAGCUUUCAGACUCAGGUUAUAAAAACAGGUUCUCUUUCCCUGUGGAGUUUGCACAGCUGAGAUUAAACCGAGCCUUUGAGAAAGCUAGAGAGGAAGCAGACAAGUGGAAGUUUCACUGCCUUUUCAGACAUGAACAGAGACGCGGUUGAGAUUCAGGCCCAGUACGAGCAGCAGGGGUAUCUGUCGGCUCUUCCUAUCCUGAGUCCAGAAGAGCUGCAGCAGGCCCGGGAUGCCUUCGCUGAGCUGGAGAGAAAACAUGGUGUAGAUUACACCGCCUAUAGCCUUCAUAAUAUCCACCAGGAGUACGACUGGGUGAUGGCCCUCGCCAAGCACCCUAGGCUUCUUGCGGUGGUCACUGCAGUUCUAGGGCCCGACGUCAUCCUGCUUGACUCCAGAUUCAUUUGUAAAUAUCCAGUGAAAAAGCCAGAAAGCAAUGGUGUCAUCCAAUCGAGCAACGAGAAUAAGGAUGGAAUGCCAUUUGUAGCCUGGCACCAGGACAUGAAGUACUGGGGUUUUGAUGGAGGUCCGGUUCUAUCUGUCUGGCUUGCCCUUGAUGACUCACUUGAGGACAAUGGAGCACUGCAGGUUAUUCCAGGAAGUCACCACUCUGGUCUUCUGCCCCAUCACCAAUCAAAACGAGCUGGCAACAUGCUAAGUGUCAAUCAAGAGAUCCCAGAUGAGCUGGUGCAGGCAGAGAAUGCCAUCUUAUGCCCCCUUAAAGCUGGUCAGAUGUCUAUCCAUGAUGGACUUCUGGUUCAUGCCAGUGAUCCUAACACUUCUGAUAGGAGGCGCUGUGGCUACGUCAUCCGAUAUGUCCCUACAUGUGCUUAUCCAAUCCAGGACCCUGAGAGGCCCAGGAGUUUUCCUGACACAGUGCUGGUCAGCGGUUUUGACAAAUACAACCAUUUCUCCAGGAAAGCCUCCAAACUGUGACCGGCUUAUACAAAACACUUUAUUUAAGACAUAGGCGCUUUGGGACUAAUUCAGUGUGUUUUCCCUCAAAUGGAACAUAGUAUUUUUUAGCUUGUAUUUAUUAUUACUUUUAUUAUUAACAAUAGUUAAUAUUACUCCUGACAAUCAAAGUAUAAUUCAAAAGAUUUUUCAUGCAAUAUUUACAUAGUUAUUCAAACUUUUUUUUAUGUAUCUUUCAGGCUUUUCAGGAAAUCAUGUGUCAUUAAACUAUGAUCUAAGGUGUCUUUUAUCUGAAUUGUUACAUUCUGAAAAAUGGAACUGAUCUGAAAUACUCAAUAAAUUGUUUAAUAUUA